Molecule: messenger RNA, 616 nt
Organism: Musca domestica (house fly)
Lineage: Eukaryota; Metazoa; Arthropoda; Insecta; Diptera; Muscidae
Exons: 5
Coding region: 155-616 (153 amino acids)
Source: RefSeq, a predicted model, not a curated record
UCGAUGGUGUUUGAAUGUAGCUAAAGACAAUAAUUGAAUUUAAAACGAAAAGAAGAACACAAUUUUCAAUUCGCUUGACAAGUAAUACAAACCGCAGAGAAAGAAGUGUGACAAAUAAAGCAAUUUUAAAAAUAUUUUUGUAAAAAUAUAUAAAAUGGGAUUUUGGAAUGUAAAGUUGUUUGGUACAGCAGUUGCUGGUCUCAUAACUGCUUUCUGCACGGCUGGUAUUUUGAGAUGGGGAGUUCUAGUCUAUAAAUGUAACGAAUCAAAAUCCUGGCAAACAUUCUCAGACUGGGUUUUUAACGUUUACAAUAUAGCUCUGGGUGGUGGAUGGUUUAUUAAUCGAAGAAAAAAUGAAGAUAAUUCGGAAUUAAUAGCCCCACUCUCCUUUGCACUUGCUUUGUUAACUUCAAUUGGUUUGAUUGCUUCGCUGAUGUUUAUUUGUGGAUUGCGUCGGAAUCGCCUGAGAUUAGUAGCUCCAUUAGUCUACUUGACUGCUGCCGGCAUAGUUUUCACAGCCAUCACAGCUUUGUGCUCGUAUACCGCGAAUUUAAUGAUUGCCCCAACUGUUGUCCAUGCUGCUUUAGAAUUUCUAAUACAUUUAAAGUGGACGUAA